Messenger RNA from Globicephala melas (long-finned pilot whale), 2598 nucleotides. It is a transcript of the gene ABTB1, whose product is annotated as ankyrin repeat and BTB domain containing 1. Gene Ontology annotation, cellular component: ubiquitin ligase complex; cytoplasm. NCBI's taxonomy places the organism in Eukaryota, Metazoa, Chordata, Mammalia, Artiodactyla, Delphinidae. Gene Ontology annotation, molecular function: protein binding. The record is from RefSeq and is a predicted model, not a curated record.
GGGCGGGCACAUCCCGGGUCGGUCCUCCGGGCGCCAGGCGCCGCUGCGGAGCGGGCGGGGCGCGGCGCGGCGCGGCGUGUUUAUAUCCGGCGGGGCUUCGCCGCUGCCCUGGGGUCGCCGGGCCGGGUUCGGGGACGUCCGCGCCAUGGAUACCUGCGACCUGUUCUCCAGCUGCAGGAAGGGGGACGUGGGCCGAGUGCGGUACCUGCUGGAGCAGCGAGACGUGGAGGUGAAUGUGCGGGACAAGUGGGACAGCACCCCCUUGUACUAUGCCUGCCUCUGUGGACACGAAGAGCUGGUGCUCUACCUGCUAGCCAACGGAGCCCGCUGCGAGGCCAACACCUUCGAUGGGGAGCGCUGUCUCUACGGGGCCCAGAGCGAGGCCAUCCGCCGGGCCCUGCGUGACUACAAGCAGGUGACGGCCUCCUACCGGCGGCGGGACUACUACUAUAGCUGCCUGCUGCGCCUCCUGGAGCAGGGCAUCCACAGCGACGUGGUCUUCUUAGUGCACGGCAAGUCCUUCCGGGCACAUCGCUGCAUCCUGGGUGCUCGCAGCACCUACUUCGCACACAUGCUCGACACCAAAUGGAAGGGCAAGAGUGUCGUGGUCCUCAGGCACCCUCUGAUCAACCCCGUGGCCUUUGGGGCCCUCCUGCAGUACCUGUACACAGCCCUGCACCCAUACCCAGGCUGCCUGGACGUCGGUGUGGAGCAUGUCGGCGACUGUGAGCGUCUGGCCAAGCAGUGCCAGCUGUGGGACCUGCUCGGCGACCUGGAGGCCAAGUGUAGACCCCCGGCUGCGGGAGGACCUGGCCCUGCUGGCCGACUGUGCCCUGCCCCCCGAGCUCCGGUUGUCUUGUAUCUAAGUCAACGCGGGGCAGCGGUCGUCCUCCAGGAUGAGCUAGAACGGGCUCUUGGCCGGGGCCGGCUGCUCUCCCGUCUCCUGCCUGCUCUGGUGGCACCUGCUCUGCUGUCCCCCGCCAGGGUGAUCUUGGCGAGCUGCCCUUCCCUUGCGACGGCUUCAGCAGCUGUCCUGAUGUCUGCUUCCGAGUGGACGGUUACAGCUUCCUCUGUCAUAAGCGAUUACUUCCGGGCCCUGUUGGAUGACCACUUCCGUGAGAACGAGGAGCUGGAGGCGUCAGGCGGCCUCCUGGCCAUCACCCUGCACGAGGUCUCGCCCGCCGUCUUCACCCAUGUGCUGUACUACGUCUACAGUGACCACACCGAGCUGCCUCCCGAGUUGGCCUACGACGUGCUGAGUGUGGCUGACAUGUACCUGUUGCCAGGCCUGAAGCAGCUGUGUGGCCGUGGCCUGGCCCAGCUGCUGGACGAGGACAGCGUGGUGGGCGUGUGGCGCGUGGCCAAGCUGUUUGGCCUGGCGCGCCUGGAGGACCAGUGCACGAAGUACAUGGCCAAGGUCAUCGAGAAGCUGCUGGAGCGGGAGGACUUCGUGGAGGCGGUGAAGGAGGAGGCCGCGGCCGUGACGGCCCGGCAGGAGACGGACUCCAUCCCGCUGGUGGACGACAUCCGCUUCCACUUGGGCAGCACCGCGCAGACGUGCAGCGCCAUGGAGCAGGCAGAGCGGCAGCUGCGGGCGCUGGAGGACCUGCUGGCGUCUGUCGGCCUGGACUGCUGAGGGCUGCGCGCCAUGUGGUCUGUGAGCUCGGGGCGUCACCGCGCCGGUAGGCGCUCGGCGGGGCUCCCCUCCUCUUUGUGCCUGGGGACCCCGGGGAGGGGCACCUGGGGAUGAGGCCUCUCCCGCAGCACAAACCAGCCCCAAGACCCUGGGGCUGGGCACCACUCAGGGAAACCUGGCGGGCCGUUUCUUAGGGCCUCCCUCCCACGUCCCACCUGCUCCUGGCCCCUCCUCGCAUGCUUUCCUGGGUGGAGGCGGCAAUAAAGCUUGAAUUCACCGUGGGAGCCUGUGUACCAGGGACAGGGCCCCGCGUCUGUGGGUCUGAGUAGGCAGCCCCUCUGAUGACCAGACUCCCCUUGGGGACAGGGUUUCCCCUUGGCCCUGGGAGGUUUCGUGGGGCCAGAGGUGUUUGCCCUCAGGUGAGCUAAGGCAGGGCUUCUGAGCUCGCUUACUGAGCAGCUGCUCGUACGGCUCGCCGUGGGGCCUCAGCCCAGCCUGCACCUUGGGGCGCAGGGCCCCAGCUAAGCAGACCUGGCCUGGCUUCCUGCACCCGCCUCAGCCACUGGCUGUGGUGCGUAUCAGUCCAGGGGGUGCUGAGGAUGGAAGCCACUGUUUGUUUGUUUUACCCUCAGCCCAGGGCCUCCUCGAAGUGAACACUGUUGAAUCAAAAAUUUCCAUACAUUUUACUAGGAAAUAUUAUAUGCAUUCUAUUCCAUCACAAGAUCCCACUGGGAAAAACAGAUCAACCGUUAACAGAGUAAGCAAAAACAGAAAAGAAAAACGGCUUGUACGUCAAGUGGAGUGUAAGGGCGAAGAGGGCCUGCCGGCGGGGCAGCGGCCACAAGCCGACCGACCGUGCUGUGCCGAGUCCCGGGGGACUGGAGCAAAAGACAACCAGGAAUCCUGCUUUGAAAGUUCAUCAUUAAUUUUGAUUUAAAAGUAAAGUAUUACAUUAAACUAUU